Phacochoerus africanus (Common warthog) is the source of this 1839-nucleotide messenger RNA. RefSeq names its product radial spoke head component 1 (gene RSPH1). NCBI's taxonomy places the organism in Eukaryota, Metazoa, Chordata, Mammalia, Artiodactyla, Suidae. Gene Ontology annotation, cellular component: motile cilium; nucleus. Gene Ontology annotation, biological process: spermatid development; axoneme assembly. The record is from RefSeq and is a predicted model, not a curated record. The coding region runs from base 117 to 884 and encodes 255 amino acids. The transcript is spliced from 7 exons.
AGCAAAGCGGCCUGACCACGUCUCCAUGGCGACGGCGGACGCGGUGGUGCCCGCAGCUGGUACCUACCGACUAGAGAGGCGCAGGCAGCGACGGGGAUCCAGAUUAGGGCGGGGCCAUGUCGGACCUGGGUUCGGAGGAGUUGGAGGAAGAGAGAGAGAAUGAUCUUGGGGAAUAUGAAGGGGAGCGGAACGAGCUGGGUGAACGGCACGGGCACGGGAAAGCGAGGCUGCCCAACGGGGACACGUAUGAAGGGAAAUACGAGCACGGUAAAAGGCAUGGCCAGGGGACCUACAAGUUUAAAAAUGGUGCUCGGUACAUCGGAGAGUAUGUUAAAAAUAAAAAGCAUGGUCAAGGCACCUUUAUCUAUCCUGAUGGAUCAAGAUAUGAAGGGGAGUGGGCCAACGACCUGAGGCACGGCCACGGCGUGUACUACUACGUGAACAACGACACCUACACCGGAGAGUGGCUUGCUCACCAAAGGCACGGGCAGGGCACCUACUUGUACGCGGAGACGGGCAGCAAGUACGUGGGCACCUGGGUGAAGGGGCAGCAGGAGGGCGCGGCCGAGCUCAUUCACCUGAACCAUAGGUACCAGGGCAAGUUCCUGAACAAAAACGUCGCAGAACCCUGGGCGGAGCUCGCCGUCCUGCGCAGCAGGUCCCCCUGGGCCCGUCAUUCCACCGACCUCCGUGUGCCGAUGCCCGGCCCGAACCCCCGUCCGUCCGUCCCUCCCCUCGCCCCCCACCGAAGCUGGCGUUAUAAAGCAUUUUGUACUUUCUACUGGGUGUUGACCCUCAAGAGUGAAGCCCUUCUCGUUGUCUCUCUGUUCCCAGCCUGUUGGCCCUGGAAAGCAACAGAGAUGCGCUGGGAUGCUGAGCCCUAGACCUCUGUCAAGAGCGGUUCCUGUGAAGGAGUAGAGGAAACGGAGGAGUCGAGAAAGCGGGACCCCACGGGAGCUCUGAAACUGGGUGACCCUUCAAAGUGUCCUGAGCGGAGGAGGCAAAGGACUUUGACUCCCCCUUGGACCCGUCCUGGGGUGGGCUGCCCAGGGACCGGGCCAUGAAACCCCGGGCCACGUGGCUUCCUUUGUGCAGCCAAGGAGGGAGGUUCCCGGGAGGGGCUCCGUGCUCAGGCAACAGCUGGAGGAGUGGGUGCCGGGUCCCUGGGUGCCAGGUCCCAGGAGCUUCUGAGAUGGCAGACACCCCAGAGGGACGGUUCUCAGAGUUUAGUCCCUGGGCCCGCAGCCCUGGCACCAGCGGAAAUCUAUUAGAAAUGCAGGUUCUUGGGCCCCCCAGGCUCCCGGGGGUCAGAAACUCUGGGGUGGGGUCUGCCUUCUGGACAGCGAACAGCCCCUCCAGGGGCUUGUGGGGCAGUUCAAGCCAGAGCACCUCUCGCUGUCCUGGAGCACCGCCGGCACCCUUUGUGGGGGCUGAAAAUCAGACCUUUUGAAACCGAGUAGAGCAGUCAGGCAGGGGCCUGUCACCUUUUGUCACAGGCGUCAUCAUCUUUGUGACAGCGAGGUUUUCCACCUUGGUCUUUGGAAUUUUGUGAUAGUCACAAAACCGAGAAGCAGACCAAUACGCUCGGCAGGAUUGGCCUAUGUUGGCUCUAAACCAGUGUCGGCAUUACACAUUCUUGUAAAACAUUCCCCACCUGGAAAUGACGAACUUUGUUCUCCCUGAAUUGUAUUUUUCAGCUCAGCGCUCGCGUUCUUCCGCGCCAUCACCGGGUCGUCUUCGGGUGUUUAGGAUUUUUCUUACAGUGAUGUUCCUUCUAUUGUGUGUAAAGAAUCUUAGAGUGGGAGUUCCCAUCGUGGUGCAGCAGAAAGGAAUCCGACU